AUGGAUAGAGUAAGAGCAAUCAUUGGUAAUCGUCGAAGAAAUGAUAAUGCACACAGUUCUGCUACUGAUCCUUAUGAUGUAGGUACACAGGGAGGAAGAGUGGAAUCAUCCCAAGAUAUGCCAUUUCAUGCACCUGAUGAUGAUCAAAUAACUAUGUUUGAAUCUGAAAAUGGCAUGAAUGAUGCUGAAGAUGACGACAAUGUUACAUUCGUUUCAGAUACCUCUACGAUAGGUGAUUUACAAAGACGAGGGUUCGUGAAUAGGUGUCCUCAAUUCGAUAGUAGGAGAUCCAUACCAUUAACGUCAAUCGUACUUGCUAGAGGAUUUUAUGCAUUCCCUAGUGAGAAAUCAUUCAAGAUAUACUUGCAUAAUAAGAGGAAAUUUGAUAAUAUUAAUUUGAAAGACGGCCUGGGGAUACCUCUAUUCCAUUUAAUCCCAUCAAAUGUAAUGAAGUCAAUUUUUUCCAAUAAAUCAACUCCAGUAAUGAAAAUAUAUAAAUACAUUAUAAUGACAAAGGAAGACCUGGCGAAGGAAGAAGAAAUUUUCCAAAAUGAUAUUUCGACAAGUAACUUGUCAUUGAAUGAGAAAUUAAAUGAACAAGAUGAAUCCAAGAUACGGCAUCCUAGAGAAGAAAUAUUUAAAGCUAAAGAUGAUUCUUUCACGAUUUUCAAAAUUGAAUUCUGUACCGUGUACAGAGAAAUUGUGCACUAUAAUCAAUGUAAACAUAAUUUUGUGUUCUAUGAAGAGUUCCAAAAUAUUCCAAUGAUUAAUUAUUCUCAAAGGAAACAUAGUGAUACUGUUGUAUCAGGGAUGAAUCUUCGAUGGUAUGGUACCACUGGGUUUGCAUCACCGUUUGGUUCAACAAAUUUUAAAUUAUUAGUUCUUGACGAUGGAUUCCCAUCGUAUAUGACUUCUUCUAAUAUCGAAGAAUAUGAUGAACAAGUUAGGACAUCGACUACGGGAAGGAGACCGCUCGGUUUUAUGCCUGUUUGGGCGAAAUAUUCAGAUGAAAAGGCUACUGUACUACCAAAAAAAAGAACCCUGAGGUUAGCAAAUCUAGAUAUUCGUGAAAUGUCGAAUGAUACAGAUAUUGAAAAUAACCCUGAUUUAAGAAAUGGAAUUUUAAAUGUACCUUGGGAAACACAGAUUUUAACUUGUAUGUGCAUGGUACUACACGAAUAUGAAUCUAGAAAGGAUAAGCGUCAUAGUGGAGCCGUAAAUAAUACGUUUAUGGGCCCUUUAUAUAUGUAA
Naumovozyma dairenensis CBS 421 is the source of this 1251-nucleotide messenger RNA. RefSeq lists its product as uncharacterized. Bases 1 to 1251 code for a protein of 416 amino acids. The transcript has a single exon. The record is from RefSeq and is a predicted model, not a curated record. NCBI's taxonomy places the organism in Eukaryota, Fungi, Ascomycota, Saccharomycetes, Saccharomycetales, Saccharomycetaceae.